AUGGAGACAAUUGUUAUUCUCGUGUGCUACAAUGGAAAAUGGGUCACCUCGAAGAAGAUGUGCAAAUACGAAGGGGGUGACUCAAAAGGCUUAAUAGUUCCACGGACCAUCAAAUUUGCUGAACUGUUGGACCGUGUGCAUCAGAUUGGUAAUACAAACAGCAGGGAAGACAAGUACAAUUCUGAGGUAACACCUUCAAAACUAGCUCCCUUACUCGUGAGUAUAGAAGAUAAAGGACUCACAAAUGAUGUAGUUGAUAGUAUGCAUAUCACGACAAAUAGUAGUCGGAUGGGUCCUUCUUCAGUCGCCAUUGUUGAAAGCAAUGAAGUAAGUUGGAAUAAUACAAAUGGCAAUGAUGUGGGAGGUGAAGUAGGGACAGAUUUUAUGGAUAUGAUUGAUUUUAGCGAGGUGGAGGACAUGCAUGGUGGUGAUAAUGGUACUGAAAGAAAUGAAGUGUCAGUGUACUCUGCCCCUCCUAUUUUGGGCUGCUUGAACACAUCUGCCCAACUGCCAAUAAUGCGUUUAGGAGGAGAAUCUGAACCCAUUCGUGAACAUUAUUGGAAUCAAAUAGGUGAACAGAACCGGUACAAUGAAGCCGGUGUAAAUGAUGGGGAAGCAUAUUUGGAUAGCGGGUGUUCGCGAAGUGAUUGGAAUCCGAAAAUUACAGUUGGGCAAAUUUUCUCUAGUAAGAAAGCAUUGUUGACGGAGUUACAGUUGACGGCAAUAAGAGGCCACUUCGAAUUUAAGGUGCAAUUCUCCUGCACAAAGAGGUUGCUUGUGGUUUGUUGUCAACGUCCAUGCCCAUGGCGGGUUCGAGCAUCGAGAUUUGGAGAAUACAGCUUCAUGAUUGUGAGGUGUACAACUGUCCAUGAAUGUGAUUUGAGGUUCAUAAGUGACAACCAUCGUCAAGCAACCGCAGCACUUGUAGCCACUUCAUGUAAAAGGAAGUUGAAGGAUUCUCGGACAAUAUACACACCAAGUGACAUUAUGAGAGAUGUGAAACACAACUUUGGUUUAAGAAUCCAUUAUUCGAAAGCUUGGAAAGCAAGGGAGUUAGCUCUAUUGUCCAUUAGAGGAUCAGCGGAGGAGGCAUAUUAUAUUCUUCCAGCUUAUUGCUAUGAAUUGGAGCAGGGUUUUUGUUCUUCCAUGCGCCCAGUGAUAGCUGUGGAUGCCACUCAUUUAAAAUCCAAGUACAAGGGUGUUAUGUUUGUAGCAAAUGCAUUCGAUGGUAAUCGAAAUAUAUAUCCUCUUGCUUUUGGGAUCGGGGAUUUGGAGACGGAUGCAUCAUGGCAUUGGGCUGCGAAAUCUUAUUCCAUUGCUGAAUUUGAUUGUCAUUUUCGCAAGAUCAAGCGAAAGGAACAUGUUGCUCAAUAUCUUGAAGAGGCAGGGUUACAUAAGUGGUCUAGAGCUCACAUGGAUGGACGCCGCUACAAUGUAAUGACAACAAAUAUUGCGGAGUCAAUCAACUCAGUCCUUAGGUUUGCAAGGACGCUGCCAGUGGUUCAUUUGAUAGGGGAAAUUAUGAAUCUCCUUGUCAAAUGGUUCACCGAACGUCGUGAGUUGGCUUUGAAGUGCACAACAACAUUGUGCCCCAAUUUUGGAGAGAAGAAGUUGAGGAACAGGUUGGAGGAUGCUGCAACGAUGAAUGUGGUUAAAGUGAAUAAUGCACAGUUUAAUGUUUUGGACGGUCAUAUGGAUGGCCUCGUAGAUUUGACGAACAACACUUGCAGUUGUAGAAAGUUUCAGCUUGAGCAGCUACCUUGCAAGCAUGUAGUUGCAGUUUGCCGCUUCUUGAAAGUAAAUGUAUACUCAAAGGCUUCUCGGUAUUACACUCGGAAAACCUGGAUGGAUGCUUAUUCGGAUAGCAUCUACCCGAUACAGCCUCACGGAAUGUGGGAUAUUCCUGAAGAUGUUCGAAGUCGAGUUGUGCUGCCUCCCAUUGCAAGGGUCAUGCCAGGCAGACGAAAGAAGAUAAGAAUUCCCCUCGCAAGGAGAGGGCACCAUUAG
This is a messenger RNA of Prunus armeniaca (apricot), 2007 nucleotides long. Lineage: Eukaryota; Viridiplantae; Streptophyta; Magnoliopsida; Rosales; Rosaceae. The record is from the annotation of a GenBank genome assembly.